This is a messenger RNA of Rhinolophus ferrumequinum (greater horseshoe bat), 1984 nucleotides long. It is a transcript of the gene HS3ST2, whose product is annotated as heparan sulfate-glucosamine 3-sulfotransferase 2. NCBI's taxonomy places the organism in Eukaryota, Metazoa, Chordata, Mammalia, Chiroptera, Rhinolophidae. The transcript is spliced from 2 exons. Gene Ontology annotation, molecular function: [heparan sulfate]-glucosamine 3-sulfotransferase activity. Bases 186 to 1271 code for a protein of 361 amino acids. The record is from RefSeq and is a predicted model, not a curated record.
CCCGGGAUCCCCGGGCAUGGUGCGCGCCCCGGCCGGCAGCGCCUGGAGAAGACGAGGCCCCUCACGCCCGACCUGCGUGGCCCGGGCAGAGCCGUGCGCGCCCCCUAGGCGGCCGCAGGGCCUGAGCCGCUCGGCCGCCGGCGCCCGCUCGGAAACCAUGCCCCCGGGCGCGGGUCCAUGGAGCCAUGGCCUAUAGGGUCCUGGGCCGCGCGGGGCCGCCUCAGCCGCGGAGGGCGCGCAGGUUCUUCUUUGCCUUCACGCUCUCGCUCUCCUGCACUUACCUGUGUUACAGCCUCCUGUGCUGCUGCGACGACUUCGGCCGGAGUCGCCUGCUCAGCGCGCCCCGCUGCCUCCACGGCCCCGGCGCGGGCGGCCAGAAACUUCUCCAGAAGUCCCGCCCCUGCGAUCCCCCGGGGCCGACACCCAGCGCGCCCCCCGCCGCCGCGCCCGCCCCCCGCCUCUCGGCUGCCAACCACUCGGGCUCGCAGAAGCUGGGGACCAAGCGGCUGCCCCAGGCCCUCAUCGUGGGAGUGAAGAAGGGGGGCACGCGGGCCGUGCUGGAGUUUAUCCGCGUGCACCCGGACGUGCGGGCUUUGGGCACCGAGCCCCACUUCUUCGACAGGAACUACGGGCGCGGACUGGACUGGUACAGGAGCCUGAUGCCCCGGACCCUGGAGAGCCAGAUCACGCUGGAGAAGACGCCCAGCUACUUCGUCACGCAGGAGGCCCCUAGCAGGAUCUUCAACAUGUCGCGGGACACCAAGCUGAUCGUGGUGGUGCGCGACCCGGUGACGCGCGCCAUCUCCGACUACACGCAGACGCUGUCCAAGAAGCCCGACAUCCCCACCUUCGAGGUGCUGUCCUUCCGGAACCGCACGCAGGGUCUGGUGGACGUGUCGUGGGGCGCCAUCCGCAUCGGCCUGUACGCGCUGCACCUGCAGAGCUGGUUGCGCUACUUCCCACUCGCGCAGAUCCACUUUGUCAGCGGCGAGCGCCUCAUCGUGGACCCCGCGGGCGAGAUGGGGCGGGUCCAGGACUUCCUGGGCGUCCGGCGGUUCCUCACGGACAAGCACUUCUAUUUCAACAAGACCAAGGGCUUCCCUUGCUUGAAAAAGACGGAAUCGAGCCUCCUGCCGCGGUGCCUGGGCAAAUCGAAAGGCAGAACUCACGUGCAGAUCGAUCCUGAGGUGAUAGACCAGCUCCGGGACUUUUACAGACCUUAUAACAUCAAAUUUUAUGAAACCGUCGGGCAGGACUUCAGGUGGGAGUGAGCCGUGGCCUAGGUGCUGGUCUCCCCUGGGAGCCUGUUUCUUAGCGCCUCUGACCCCCCCAACCCCCACCACACCCCAGCAAGCCCAGGCUCCGCCUCCUUCAUUGUCUUGGGUUCCAUCAUCCUGGACCCAGGAAGCCCAGCCAUGGCCAAGAGACCAGGGGCUCCCUGCCACUGGCUGUACCCAGUCUGUCUGGGCAAAGUCACCCGCUUCUGGCGUGUUCGGUCAAUCCGGAACGGUUUCCCUCCAGGCCCUCGGAGGCCGUGGGAAACCACUUUCAGGAGAGUGGGUCUCCCGUUAUGAUGGAUGUUACACACGGUGAUGGCGCUGUGCUAGGAGCACAGCUGUCCCUGUCGCUGCCCAACCCAAAGCGGGCUAGUUAAUUCCGAGUGGCACGUACCUCCCCUCUGAGCUUCGCUCCCCUGAGCUGCCAGCCCUGGUGCUGGGGCCGGAGGCUGUCCUGCCCUCAGCACCUGCAGAGCGGGACGCACCCAGCCACUCCUGGGAGCCCGGGCCUUUGAGGAGGGAAGAAACCAGGACUCUCAGCGCUGUGCUCUCUGCUCUGCCUGACGGCGACUAUCUGAACACCUGGAGAGCCCUCCACGAGGGACAAAAGCACAUAUUCUGCGGUUACGGGUCCUUGCCUCACGAGCUUUCAUGUUCAGCAUGCAACAGAACCAUGCUUGUCCGUGUGAAAUAAAUAUGGCUCCCUC